UGUUCAAUUAUAUGUCAUCCAACCUAUCCAACAGGUCUCCACUUAACCUCAGAGUGGCUGUACCUGGCUGCCUACUGCACUCACGCCAGUCUCCCAAAUGCGAUAAUGAACGGGUGACGUAUGAUUUCCCUUUCACGCCAAUUACCCGAUCAGCAGUGAGGUAAUAAUACAUCUUCGAUGCCCGGACUAAUAAUAGAAUAUUCAAGAGCUAGCCAUACCUUUUCCGAAAAUUGAAAACUAUUAAAAGCACCUGCACAUCCGACUUCUCCGAGUAUUUCGGUUUUACGUCGCGUGCAAUGAUGAAGUCGCGGAUUGUUGUGCUGGUUUUGAUUGGUGCUUCCAUAAUCGGAACCGUUUCCGGAAGACGAAAAAUCCAGUGUCGGUUAUUUCAACCGGGAGUGGAUUCAACCACGGCUGUAACCCCCGUUGCCGGUCAACAAUUUCUAAAUAGUACGGACUUUGAGACGAUUAUGAUGAAGCUGGACGCGCUGGAUCUGCGGAUGGUGAAGGCAGAGUUCGCGCUGUUGAACACGGUCCAGACGAUCGCUGCCGAUAUAGAGAACUUGGGCCAGGUUGUGGAGAAACUGGCCUGGGUGGCGAGCCAAACCGAGUUGUCCAGCAGCUUUGUGGAACAUCACGUGAAGGCGAUCGAGUUCAAUUUGACGAUGCUUCAGAAGGAUGUUCGGGAUUUAUUGAAUGUUCAACAGCGGCUGCCAACGAGGACGUAUAUUGAAAAUGCACUGGUUAAGUUGAGAUUCCAUCAGCAGCAGCAGCAGGCUGAGGGAGAAAAUGAGAAUCCGGAGCCGCUGACGAAGAUGGUGGAGAAUAUGAUGAUGGACGACCAUAUGUACGAGUACUGUGAUCAGUUGCCGGAGACUAAAGAAUCCGGGGUUUACAUGGUUAUGCCGGAUGGGGACUUCCGGGAACCGAUGAAAGUGUUCUGCAAUCAGACUUAUUUGGACGGUGGGUGGACUGUGAUCCAGCGACGGUUCAAUGGAACAGUUAACUUUUACAGGGAUUACAAUGAGUAUGUGCGAGGGUUUGGGAAGCUGGAUGGUGGCGAGUUUUGGCUGGGUUUGGAAAGAAUUCAUCGGUUGACGUAUUCGGCUCCGCACGAGUUGGCCGUGGUUCUGGAGGACUGGGAGGACGAAAGUCGGUAUGCGCUGUACGAGAAUUUUGAAAUCGCCGGGGAAUUCGAGCACUAUAAGGUGACAAAACUGGAUGGAUAUAAAGGAGAUGCCGGUGAUUCGAUGAACUAUACACUGAAUGCCAGAUUUACCACGUUCGACCAGGAUCACGACACCAACGAGAAGCAUAACUGUGCCGUCAAAUAUCACGGGGCGUGGUGGUACAAAGCUUGUCACUCUAGGAAUUUUCGUUAUCCACACAGUAAUUUGAAUGGAAAAUACCUCCGCGGCAAGACGACUGAGUUUGGAUCGGGGAUGAACUGGGACACGUUCCAUGGUAUGAGUUAUGCCUUGAAGUCCUCGACCAUCAUGAUUCGUCGACGGUUGGAUUUGAUUCCUGUGGGAGCAAUUCAGGAAAUUUACUUGUAUGAAGAUAGGACGCGACAUAAAGUAUCCCAGGAGGGAUUGACGGAGUCGUUGGACAAUGCCAUCAAUAACGAGGAAGUAUCUGUACCAGAGUGAUUGAAAUAAACCCAGUUG
Messenger RNA from Aedes albopictus (Asian tiger mosquito), 1667 nucleotides. Its product is annotated as fibrinogen-like protein 1. The coding region runs from base 297 to 1649 and encodes 450 amino acids. The transcript has 2 exons. Lineage: Eukaryota; Metazoa; Arthropoda; Insecta; Diptera; Culicidae. The record is from RefSeq and is a predicted model, not a curated record.